Molecule: messenger RNA, 288 nt
Organism: Emericellopsis atlantica
Lineage: Eukaryota; Fungi; Ascomycota; Sordariomycetes; Hypocreales; Bionectriaceae
Product: small nuclear ribonucleoprotein E
Exons: 5
Coding region: 1-288 (95 amino acids)
Biological process (GO): spliceosomal snRNP assembly; mRNA splicing, via spliceosome
Cellular component (GO): U5 snRNP; U4 snRNP; precatalytic spliceosome
Molecular function (GO): RNA binding
Source: RefSeq, a predicted model, not a curated record
AUGUCGGGUCGUCCAGGCGGUGGUGGCCGUAAGGUCCUUCUGCCUCCCAUUCAGUUCAUCUUCAGACUGCUACAGAGCAACACACCCGUGAGCGUCUGGCUCUAUGAGCAGCUUGCGAUCCGCAUUGAGGGCAAGAUCCGCGGCUUUGACGAAUUUAUGAACAUUGUCCUCGACGACGCUGUUGAGGUCAAGCAGAUCACCAAGACCAACCCCACAGAAUCGCGACGAUCGCUAGGGCAAAUUCUACUAAAAGGCGACAAUGUCUCAUUGAUCCAGAGCUUGGAGUAG